Molecule: messenger RNA, 2489 nt
Organism: Dryobates pubescens (Downy woodpecker)
Lineage: Eukaryota; Metazoa; Chordata; Aves; Piciformes; Picidae
Gene: TNIP1
Product: TNFAIP3 interacting protein 1
Exons: 18
Coding region: 159-1994 (611 amino acids)
Biological process (GO): regulation of transcription by RNA polymerase II; negative regulation of canonical NF-kappaB signal transduction; cellular response to lipopolysaccharide
Source: RefSeq, a predicted model, not a curated record
CCACUCCCGUGGCAUCACAGAUUAUGUUUUAAAACAAGUCUCAGGCUUUGGGUGACAGGUACAGCUUGGUUGGCAGAGCUCUGCGGUGCCGCUGUCUUCUGCUGCUUGGUCGUUUCACAGGGAUGCCUGGCUGUGAGGUAGGCGACUGAACCUCGGGCAUGGAAGGGAGAGGACCUUACCGCAUCUACGACCCCGGCGGGGGCCCGGAGGAGAAUGGCCCCACGGCCUUCGAGCGGCUGGUGGAGGAGAACACCCGCCUGAAGGAGAAGAUGCUGGGCAUCAAGUCUAUUGGAGAGUUGCUAGAGGAGUCCCAGAUGGAGGCAUCCAAGCUGCGGCAGAAGGCAGAAGACCUUGUGAAGGACAACAAAAUGUUGAUAGCAUCUUCCUUGGAGGACCUGGUGGAAACAGGAGCUGUUGGCCCUGACCCCAGCUCCACUCGGACUGCCCCGGGCAGCACCCAGCCAGACACGGAAGCACGGAAAUCUCCUCCAAGUGGAUCCUCCUCGGAGUUCGAGGUUGUGGCUGUCGAAGCACAAGGGUUUCCCCAAGAGGGCAGGAGAGUGGACUUGGAGCAGCCAUCAAAUGAGGAUGCCAACUUGCUGCCCCAGCUGCAGCAGCUGGAGAACACGCUGAGUGGCUGUGCCAAGGAGGCCAGCAAGGACCAGGUCUUCGUGCGCAUGGGCUACAUGGCCUCCGAGCUCAAGCGCCUGGCCUCCAAGGUGCACAAGAACGAGCAGAGGACCUCCUUCCUGCAGACGCUGUGUGAGACGCUGCACAGUGAGAACAAGGAGCUGAGAACCAAGCUAGAGCACGACCUGGAGCAGAGGAACCAGGCGCUGGAGAAGCUCAGGUGUGAGAACCAGGAGCUCCGGAGGAUGGUGACGCUGAGCAGCCAGGACAGCGGGAAGAGGGAAGCUGCUGAGCAGCAGCAGCAGAGCGGGGCCACGGUGGAGAAGGCGCCGGGCAGAGGAGAGCUGGAGGCCAAGGAGAAGAAGGUGAAGAUCCUGGAGCACCAGCGCAGGGAGCUGCUGGAGGUGAAUAAGCAGUGGGAUCAGCACUUCCGAGCCAUGAAGCAGAAGUACGAGCAGAAGCUCACAGACCUGCACCAGGAGCUGGCCGAGGCCCGCAGGGCGCUGUCGGAGCUGGAGGCGGAGCGGGAGCAGAAGCAGAGGGAUUUUGACCGCAAGCUGCUCCUGGCCAAGUCCAGGAUUGAGACAGAGGAGGCAGAGAAGGAGAGGCUGGCCAUGGAGGUGAGGGACCUGCAGCAGAGGAUGCGGUUCCUGCAGGAGCAGCUGGCUCCAGUCACCAGGCAACGGGAAUACCAGGAAAAGGAGAUCCAGAGGCUGAACAAGGCACUAGAGGAGGCUCUGAAUGUCCAGGCCUCUCCACCACCCAUCUUUGCCAACACCAUGGAGCCAGUGGGGAAUAUGCCGCAGCAAGAGCUGCUGACCCAGAAUGAGCUACUCAAGCAGCAGGUGAAAAUUUUUGAGGAGGACUUCCAGCGGGAGCGGAGUGACAGGGAAAGGAUGAAUGAGGAGAAGGAAGAGCUGAAGCAGCAGCUGGAGAAGCUGCAGAAGCAGUUGGUGCUCUCCAAUAACCAGCUGCGAGCCUCUAAGGAUGACUGCCAGCGGGAGAAGGAAGAGAAGGAGAAGCUGAAGAAGCUGCUGAAACAGCACAAACAGGCUUCCGGAGAGAGGCUGCACCCCGAGCCGCUGCCAGGGCCGCUGGGCCCUGCCUGUCCUGUGUACCAGUACCAGUACAGCCCCCCCGUGGCCCACCCCAUGUACCACGGCUUUGAGGAGUGGCAGCAGAUCCGGUACCCGCCAGCCAUGCCCGGCGAGCACCCGCCAGGACAGAACUUCCACCAUUUUCCCCCGCCCGAGUACCCCUGGCGCCCGCCCUGCGCCAUGGCUCGCAGCCAGAAUGCCCAGGCAGUGGCCGGGGUGAAGCCGGUGCCCAAGGACUUGGAACAGGCAGGUCCCGGACUGCCCUAACGCCAAGGAGCGGCUGCGCUGCCAGCGGAAGAGGAGUAGGGUGUGUGUGUGUGCCCCUGUGUAUGUAUCUAGGAGCUUCCUCUGGCUGCCUGUCCCUGUCCAUGGACGUGCGGUGGAAGUGGCCACAGCCAUGGCCUGGAGCAGCUCAGCAGUGCAUCCCCAUGAGGACAGUGUGAAGGAGGGACUGAAGGUGCCCUUGUGGUGGCAACCAACCCAGGAUGAGUCUCUGUGGCCGUCCCCUUGCCCAGGGGGCGUCAGGCCUGGCGUUGCUGUAGAGCUGAGCCAAGUCUUCAGGGAAGAGGAGCUGGUGCUUCCCAGGAGCAUGCCAGGAGCUGCCCGGCCCGGGGGCGUCAGUUGAGCUCCCGGAGGUGCAGGGGACAGUGGGGACUCUCCCGGCAGUGGGAGAUCCUGUGCUCACAGGCAGGUGCCUGCCACAGCCAUGGCCUGGGCUGAGGGGGGUUGGUGUCUUUGUAUUUAUUUAAGGACUGAAGUGUA